This is a messenger RNA of Dujonia railenensis, 450 nucleotides long. NCBI's taxonomy places the organism in Eukaryota, Fungi, Ascomycota, Pichiomycetes, Serinales, Debaryomycetaceae. The record is from the annotation of a GenBank genome assembly.
AUGACAGUUUUGGGGAUUGGGGUUGAUAUAGUGAAAAUUUCUCGGUUUAAUCUGCUUUUGGCGAAGGAUGGUGGGAAGAAUGGUAAAACAGGUACUAGUAGGUUUAUACGAAGAGUUCUCCAUCCCAAAGAGUUGAUGGAGUUUGAAGAACUCAGGCAAAACGAUUCAAUUGAACCCCGUGUGAGAUACGUUGCGGGGAGCUGGGCAGCUAAAGAGGCUAUAUUCAAGACUUUGGACCCGAAAGAUCAGAAGAUCUUCCAAUUCAAGGAUUGGUACCGCUACAAAGAUCUGUUCGGUAAGCCCCAUAUAUGGAACGAUGACUAUAACGAGAGGGAGCAAUUUUUGUUGAGCAUUUCGCAUGAUGGUGAUACCCUUAUUGCCAAUGUGUUGAGACAGGUAUCAGCUAAUGCGUUAAAACAGAUAUCACCUGCUAAAGUUGAAGAGAAGUGA